Molecule: messenger RNA, 738 nt
Organism: Oppia nitens
Lineage: Eukaryota; Metazoa; Arthropoda; Arachnida; Sarcoptiformes; Oppiidae
Exons: 4
Coding region: 90-665 (191 amino acids)
Source: RefSeq, a predicted model, not a curated record
AUUUUCAUUUAAUUAAUUUAUUAGUUUAUUAGAUCUCUAGCUUAUCAUUACAACAAUAAUAGCAGACAUUUAAAAAAAAUUAUCACAAAAUGUUAUCACAAGUUUUCCUUUAUAUUGUAUUAAUUAAUACAAUUUUUGUCGAAUAUAUUGAGUCUAUAGAGACAAAAAUUCAAGGACAUUGUAGGAAAUUUGAAAAUUUAGCUAUAACACCGAUGCAGUACAUUGACUGUACAUUUUUGAAUUUGUUUGAAUGUAAGAGUGAUCCGGACAGUAGUGUAGACAUUGUCGAGAUAUUGAUGCCGGAAAUGCUCAACAAUAGUAUGACCUGUAAUGGUAUUAUAACCGACAACCAUAAGGACAAUCCGUUUGAUUUGGUGUUAAGUAAUGGCGAAAUACAUAAAGUUGUUUAUAGCGAAUAUAAUCUGAUUGUAACUAUAAUUGACGGCGAUAACUACUAUCGUGAAGUUGGACUGUUCAAUGAUGGUCCCUGUGCUGGAUCUAAAGUCCAGGGCUGGUCUAUAUAUUUGGCACCCGAAGGCCAAUGUAUUACCAAACCGAUGACCAGUUCGAAGCCAUUGUUCGAGCACUUGAAGAUUACCGGCAACUGUAAGGCCACCUGUAGUGGACACUCAAUGUUUUCCUAUAAACCUGGAAUUGUACCCUAAUUUUGCUAAAAAAAUAAUUGAAAAUUAAUAACUAUAAUAAAAAUUUUUUAGUAAAUAUUUUUGUUUGUAAUGU